This is a messenger RNA of Dichomitus squalens LYAD-421 SS1, 6774 nucleotides long. RefSeq lists its product as uncharacterized. NCBI's taxonomy places the organism in Eukaryota, Fungi, Basidiomycota, Agaricomycetes, Polyporales, Polyporaceae. The transcript is spliced from 20 exons. The record is from RefSeq and is a predicted model, not a curated record. The coding region runs from base 1 to 6774 and encodes 2257 amino acids.
AUGAACAGGGCGCGGAAUGAGUCUCGCAAGCUCCUCGCGCACAUCCUUUCGCAGUUGCAAGGCAGGCCGGUCCCUCCUUCACUCCUCUCUACGCUCGUGCUUGGCUCCGUUACCAAUGAGAAGGGCAACGGCUCGGUUAUCAAGUCGGUGAAAGGUGCAGUCAAGUACACCGGAACCUUGCCAGCCCGGCGUACCCAUCAACCUCUCCCUCAAGACGACAUCGAUUCGGAUGAAGAGGACGUCGAGGCGUUCAGCACCGACAUCACUCUUGACCUGAUCAACCAGUUAAAAGAUGUCUUGGUGCUCUCCAUAGCGCAUAGCUGGGAUAUCUUCUAUGACAGUAAUGUCCCACAGACGCAGCGAAGCAAUAGUGAGAAAAUUAGGGACUCGUUCCGUCGAAGGAGUCUCUCUGUCGGCCGAGGUCCUAGGUCUCGCUCGCCCUCCGUUGGCCGAGGAGAGUCCGACGGUGCCGUUCGGGCCCCGCAACUACUUUCCCAGUGUAUAUCAAUCCUAGCGUCUGUAAUUGCGGAAGAUUGCCGCUUCAAAAUAACUGCACCUCGCCCAUCUCGACCACCAAACUCCCUCCAAUUCGCCGUGCUCGACGUGGCGAGGUUUUUGCUGCAUACUCAUCGCCAUGAUCCACGGGUAAUCUCUCAGAUCGGGUUCGCUCUCUUGCCGGCCUUUAUGACCUUCAGUCCUGAGAUGCACACGCGACUCCUCGGUUUUCUUGAUGACGGUGUUCUUGGCAAUCUGCUGGCCGACUUGAGGAGCUACCAGGGCACUCGGCAGCUGCCCUCCCCCUCUGCAGAUUUAUCAUACGGCGACGCCCCCAGUAAUGAACCGCCUAUGGUUUCCAUUCUCGUGGACGAAGUCAAGGAGGAUUCGGCAGCCGCCCACACUGAUUCAAACUGGCGACGUUGGUUACGGGCGUUGUCCUCGGAAGACCUCGCCCUUCGGUCUACUUCGGCUCCAUUGCAAGACAUUGCCAUAUACCACUUGUCUUCCAUCAUACCUCCACUUCUCGCAUCUGUCCUAGAGCAUAUAGACCUUACCACUGCCAACUCCUCGACGCUACACAGAUUUCAUCGCCUUCUCAGCCACAUAGCCGAGAGCAAGCCAGAUGCUUAUCUCGACGCUCUCGCAGUCGUAGCUUACCACACCCCUCGCGCUCGAUAUGCCGCUAUCUCUCUCCUGCUCUCAUACUGGCCGCACGCGAUUGGGCACCUGACGGUCAGCAAGCCCUUCCCCACCAUCAACUACCACGAAGCUGUCGCGCGUGAAACCAGCGGUGUGCUCGUCUCCCGCCGACAUCAUGCGCACCCCUACUCGCACCAGUUUGUCCCAUGGCGCUUCAGAGUGUCCGGCCCAAGUAUCUUCUCCGGAGUGUCACAAAACGAUUGUCACUCGUGUGCAAAUACCAUCGAGGGCUUUGGCCUGCUCUGCCCAUUGUGUAUGUGCAUGGUGCACUUCGACUGCUACGACUAUCCCGACGGCAGCUUCUUCACGCAGUACGGGGUGGCGGCGGACCCGAGCGUCCAGAAGGUUGCCGUGCACAAGUUCUCACAUGUCCUCCCCCAGCGGUAUACCUCAGGACCCGAAGUGGUGCACAAGGAGCAGCAUGCGUUCAGGCCGGUGAACCUGUUCAGCCUGACGCUGUGCUUCGUCUGCAGGCUGCCGCUCUGGGGACCCGCACUGCAGGCGCUCAAAUGCGGGUCGUGCAAGCAGUUUGUCCACUCGUCUUGCUUGACAAGGGCGACCUCAGAGGACCUGCCGAGGUGUCGGUCCGCUGUCAUUGACGACACGUACAUGACGAUCUCAUGGAAGGCUUUGCGGCAGUCGUUUGCGGACCACUACCGAGAAGUCUUCCUCACUGAGGCAGAUCUGCCCGACCGAACGUACGAGGAACUUUCAGUCUUCCUCGCUGUGCUGUGGAUGCAAUUGCAGAUUCUGACGAACGGGCUGGCGCUCGGGUCUAUCGUCGUGAAGCAAGGCAACAAGGCCUCUGAGGAUAAGCACUUGGACGAGUUCGAACUGCACUACCUGGUCAAUCUUUACGAAGCCUACCUGUCAUCGCGUACCCCUCCCGUCUCUCAGGCUUUGUCUGAUCACUUUGCCGAGAACCGGCUUCGCCCCGCGGACGCGCAUAUAUUCUUCAACUGGAAUGUCUUGACGUUCGUCAUUAGCGUCGUGAAGUCACCUCCUUCAAGCGUCGAUAGCUCUAACUUCUCCUCGACGGACCUGCUCGCCCCCAGCAUGCCUGGACAGGACCGUGGCGAUGACAGCGGGUACCCAUACGAAGUCGUGACCCUCGCGCAUAUGCGCGAUCAGCUUGGUGACCAGCUCAACCUCCACUCAGAGGCCGCGGCGAAGUACCUCUUGUCCCACCUCCUACACCUUGGCUUCUUCCAGCGUGUAGAUGCGCAAGGGGUGCUCUUCGAUGGCGGGCCCCACCCAGAGCGUCUGCAGUGUUCGUUCCCCAUCCCUAUUGGCCUCGAAGUGUCGACGGAGGUCGAAACUUUGGUUGCAUCGAUCGAGGCGUGUUUGUCGAACAUCGACCUGUCCAUCAACGAAGCUGGUCUCUUACUCCUAUGCCGCAAGGUCUGGCCGGACGGCAUGUUGACGGAAUAUGCGUUGCGACGCUUGUCGAAGGCCGUUUUGUCCUGGAUUCUCGCCGAGGAUGACGACUUGGCGACGGUUCUUCGCGACUACGUCGCCCGUGGGUUGAGCAUACCGGGCGUGCGCUCUGGCGUCGACAUUCAGCCAUGGCCGAACACCACUCAAUCACGACCAACCGCCGCGAGCAGCGCGAACAAUGGUGGCGACUACGUCGCAGGACGACGCUCUCUCUCCUCUCGCUACGCUGCUAGGUGGCUCUUGGCUCUGCACGAUCAGGAUAUCGAGGUGUACGCCGUCAUGGUCUUCGAUCUGUUGGUUGAACUGUCCCAAGAGUUACCAGUCGCCGACGAAUUCUUCCUUGGGAAAGGUCGUGACCCCAUCGAGAAACGGGAGGCUGCUAUUACGGAGAGGAUCUUGCACUUGAUCCUCAAGCUGAGCCAGGUUUCUGUGCUAUACACGGCAUUCGACGACUUGUUCCAGAAGUGGCUGGAUCGCGCAUCGUCCUUGGAUGUUGAUCAACAGAUGCCCAUCGCCUCUCUAUCGAGGUUAUUUAAUCGCGAGUUUGACACAGCAUCGCAACGACUGAGUGCCUUGGGUGAAGCUCGUCUAAGCAUGACAGAGAAUCAAAGCCUCAUGACAAUCAAUCCGCUCAAGGUUAUUGUCGACAUCGCCACGAAGAGCAACGAGGGCUACGAUAACACGCUGCACUGGCUUUGCCUGUUCGUUCGAUCAGGGAUUGAAGUAUCCGUGCCGACCUUUAUGGAACUUGUCGGGCUUGGGAACCGGUUCGGUAUCUCCCUCGAAGUUUGCUCGCUUCUCAUCAAGGCGGCCCUGUGGUCGUGUUGGCUUAAGUCCAUGGGGCGCCAAGAUUUGCAGACAGUGGUAGCGACUAUUCACGCAGGCAUAGGCGCGCAGCUGGUGAUGUAUCUUCAAGCGCACCACAGGACAGACGAAGUAGUGCAGGUCAUACGGCAAUCACUGGCAACAUGCUUGCUACUCUAUGGUUGCGACAGGACGUUCCUUAUCUCAGCCGGUCUGAUCCUUGAAAGCGAGAUUCAAGGCUUGCCUUCAAGGAGAAAACUACAUGCCCGUGCUUCCACUGUCGCGGACCCCAUUAUUGUGAAUGCUGCCAUCGUUGACGCCCUCAAGUCGUAUGUCGAAACGGGGCUGCAAGAGGUGUCUUGCGUCGCUGCUAAGUUUCUGGACGCGUUCAUGCACCAUGCGCCCUUGGUUGAAUCCUACGAAGUGGACAACUUCAUCCUACGCAACGGAUCUGCGCUAUGCACUUGUGUGUGGCAUUUCUACUCUGUACAAGCUGCAGAGAUAUCCACGAUACGAACCGGUCUCCUGUUGCGGACACUGGUUGUCGAUGCACAACCUCUCCAGACUUUAUUGGAGAGUUUGUUCGAGAUGCGUGGAAGUUGGGAAGUCCGCUUGCAAGCGGUUGUUCAACUCUUCCGAAUAGUCGAGGAUGUCACGAGCCCUGCAUUCGUGGUCGAGGACCGACAGUGGCGCUCCAGUGUGAUUGACGUCUUCCGGUACUUCUUUGCUACAAUGUGGGAGGACGAGCGGGAAGAAGUCAGACUCGCGGUAGAUACGUGGACGCAAACUCUGCAAACAGCCCAUUUUGAAGCUAUUACCCUAUGCUGGGACGAGGCACUUGCGAAGUCCCCCAUACCCGAUCGCACGAAGCUGGUCUCAUUCCUGAACCAACUCCGGUCGCAUUUCCCGCAAUGGAGGUUGCUCUCCUGGAACGUUUUACUCGAGGCACUGUUGGAGAGCGAGUUCAUCCAGCGAAAUGGCGAUGACGAAGACGGACCCUUGUCCGCCCAUUUGUCCAUGUAUGGACUCCCUUCCGCAUCUCGCAAGACAAUGUUAGACGACCCGGACCUACAAUCUCUCCAGAACUCGCUGAUAUCUCUCGCUCUUCGGAUGAUUGCGGAGGGUAUUCCCAUCGAAGUCAGCCAGAUGCUCAAGCUGAAGGACCAUCUCGCCCGAACACUGGGCUUCGCCGAAGUGUCUAUGAUCACUAUCGGAACCACCAAUCAUUUCUUCGUUCAGUUCGGCAGUCUAGACGUCAUUCCCGAAGAGGCGUAUCCCUGCCUCAACGAGCUCAUGCUCACAUUGGACUCAGCCCAGCCCUACAGUCUUGUCUCAUCAAGUAUGGGUGGCCGUUAUUCUGACGAUGAGACCGGCGCAGCCGUCCUCGUGGGAUCGAUAUUCGUCGACCUCUUCUUGGAGACUUUCAUCCAAUGCGAGAACUUAGAGGCUCUUCCUCCCCUUACAUUGAAAAACCUCCUGAAGUCGCUCAUUAUCGUCAUCUAUAAGCAUGACUUCGACACUAGACCGUUAAAGCUGUUCCAGCCCCAACUGCGGCGAGCUGUCAAGCGUGCGCUGGAUCUGCUCUUGGAGGAGCUCAGCUACGACCUACGUCAACUCGUUCUAACUGCGUGUCAUGCAUUCAUCAAGAGGUGGCCACAUCUGAUCGGCAAUUUUGUGUGUGACGCGAUCGAGUCAACGAUAAGUCUCAUGGAAAAGACGAACUAUCACCAGCCUGGGGAUGACAUUCUCAUCGAGCAAACGAAGUCGUUCCUCCGCACAGUCCUCGGUUUAUAUGCGUUCAGUGGAGUCUUCUAUCUGCUAUGUAAACGUCGCCGUACGCCGGAGUUCUUCGCCAUCAUCAAGAGCAUUACUGGCCCGACAGUCAGAGCGGAGCACAACCCUCACCCGCACGAGACGUUGCGAGACGCUAUCUUGCGCGACACGCUGACAAGAGCGGUCGAAGGCGAUGACGAAGCCUUGCAGAUCGUCAUCGACAACGUCAAUACAUACGUGGAAGUUGUCCAUCACACAGAUUACUCGCUUUCCUUGAUGCAGUUUGUCGGCCUCAGCUUAGCUAACUUGACUCGAAAGACCGCGGACAUCCAUCACGGUCGUUUCGACCCUAGCCCUUUGCUACUGCUAGCAUGCAACCUGAUUCAGCACAACAAGGCGAACAGUAGAGAUCUUCUGCUCUACCUGGAGACCCUUCUCCGGUCCUCCUUGAUCCGCUUCAAUGUGUCGGUGGCUAGCUUGCGACGAGUGCUCCAUGUCACCACCACUCUCUACCGCAGGGCCGCCGCGAAGGCUGGACAAGCAACCCCGCAGAAAGCCCUUGUGAAUCCCAUCACCUCCGCCAUGUUCGAGAUCACAAGGGACAGCUUGAACGUCAAGGCACGCGUGACACACGCGACAUUGACUGCCCUGGUUGAGGCCUUGACACUCACGCCGGAUCGUGGAAGCGCGAAAGUCGCCUUCAUCCCAUUGGAGUCCCAGCUGACGUUAGCCCACGACGGCUUGGCCUACUUAUACCACGAGAGCACGUCCGACGGUUUGAUACAUUCCGACUUCAUCACAUCACAAGCUGUUGCGAAGAUGAUUAUGCAGGGCGCCGAGGUUCAACCCUCUUUGCUGACGAAUCUUGCGAAAAACCCCAUUACGGUCAGGGUAUGGAACAUCCUCUCACUAGCAGCGCUCUCCAGGUCAUCCGGGGCGUCUGCGGCGCUGCUCUUCGAACACUUCUCGACGUUCACGCUCGCCUACACCACCUCUCUUCUUCCGUACCAAACCGUGCACAUGCUGGACAGCCCGGAGGCCCAGGACCGCGCGCAUGCGGAUAUCAGCACCGCAUACGCGUCCAUCAAGCUAUGGCUUCUGCUCGCACGCAAGGCUGCAAGUGGACACCCGAGCCAUGACGCCAGCGGCACCCUGCAGGAUGGCGAGGGGUUAGCGGCGAAGAUGGUGUGGAACGAGCUGUGGCCGCCGUUCGAGAUGGUCGUCGUCGCGUUUGAGGCGGAUAGCCGAUCUGGCAACGUCUCGCCAGUCGCGUCCAGCAUCUGGACUUCUGUUGGGGACUUGUUCCUCUUCGUUCGUCAAUCCCGGUCUGUCAUCGCUUUGGAUACGGCUGUCCCUGCGCGGAUAUUGGAGCGUCUGAAGGGUGUGGUUCGGGGAGAUGUUGGCAAGGUCUUGAGAGUGGUAAGGAGCCUGAAGGAUGCACCGCCUGACGAUUCGUUGGACUACUUCGUUGGCCAGCUGUUAACGGAGAUUACCGCUGAAGAAAAGCUGCAGGCUGCAAAGCGUCAGAUCAACAUGGACAGGGGGAGAAGGGUCGCCAGUUGA